This is a messenger RNA of Arabis nemorensis, 354 nucleotides long. The record is from the annotation of a GenBank genome assembly. Lineage: Eukaryota; Viridiplantae; Streptophyta; Magnoliopsida; Brassicales; Brassicaceae.
AUGAAUCAGAAUAUUAAAAAUGAAGCAUUUGAACAAGUAUUUGGUUCAAAGGAUGCAUUUGAACAAGUAUUUGGUCCCGAACAUUCUGGAAGAGUUCGAUGUGUAGGACAUGGCCCGAUACCAUCCAAAUACUUUAAGAGAUUGGAAACGCAAACACCAAGUGCUGCUGAGAUGGUUGAGAUUAAGUCUUACGUGAAAAGACUUGAAGAUAAGGUUGAUACUGAGAUGGUUGAGAUUAAAAGACUUGAAGAUAAGGUUGAUACAGUGGCUUCUGCUCUUCAUACUCUGGUUUUAAGGAUUCAACCCCAAGCAAAAAUGGCUUACAAAGACUCCAGCCUAAAAUUGGAAGAGUGA